AUGAAGCAUCAGACAGCAACCACCUGAAGUGAUCUAGAUCAGAGGGACAAUGAUGAAUCCCUGCUUUGUUCUUGUUUUGGCGCUCGCUGGUGCUGCAUCAGGGGCCAUUGAGAAGAGGAUCCUCGGGGGUAGGAGCUGUGACAAGGACAGGCAGUAUCAUGUCCAGAUAGAGUCUGUCCAGCCGGGCAAGACAUGUGGAGGCUCUCUGCUCAACACCCGCUGGGUCAUCACUGCUUCUCACUGUGCAGAACAGAUUGUGAAAGUGACCCUUGGCAAAAACAAUGACGUGUCAAUUUUCACAAAAGCAGUGUCUUUCUUUAAAGGAUCGUCCAAAAAAUAUGAGCAACAGAUUAAAACUGAACAACAGUUUACCUUCAAAGGAGAGGACGGGCGUCCCCAUGACAUCAUGCUCAUAAAGCUGAAUGAGGAUAUGUCUGGUAGCCUUCCUACCAUCAAGCUUCCUCCUGUUGGGUGUACCAAACCAGAGAAGGGUCAGCAGGUUGAGGUCGGAGGCUGGGGAGCCAAGAAAGCACAUGUGACAGCCGAACCAUCCAGCAGUUUGAGGUGUGCCAGCACAGAGAUCAAAGACUGUGGUGAGAAUGAUAAACCUGGUACUCAAUACUUCAGCGAUGAAACCACCACCAUGUGUGCUCAUAAACCUGGUGUGGAGGCCUGCUAUGGUGACUCGGGUUCAGCUGUGGAGUAUAACAAACUCUUGCAUGGAAUUAUUGUCAGCAAACCCACUGAUAAGUGUGCAAACCCGAUUGUAAUGCUGGAUAUCUGUCACUACAGGGAGUGGAUUGAAAAAACCAUGCAGGAACAUUGAGUAAACCUCACAGUUUAAUACAGAAAUCACAUGUGUACUUUAUACAUCUCAUCAUCUCAUUUUAAUUUAUAAUCAUAAUCACCUGCCUUAUUAACUUAACUUCAUGUUAGAGUAGUUUACAUUAGAAUAAAACUGAAAAGAUUCAGGGGGCGUCAAUAACAAGUAUGGUUACAUUGGUUAGGUGAAAGAAAUGAAGCAAACAAAUGAUAUAAGUGCAUUAAGGACACUGUG
This is a messenger RNA of Micropterus dolomieu (smallmouth bass), 1057 nucleotides long. Its product is annotated as kallikrein-14-like. Bases 50 to 826 code for a protein of 258 amino acids. The transcript has 5 exons. Gene Ontology annotation, molecular function: serine-type endopeptidase activity. NCBI's taxonomy places the organism in Eukaryota, Metazoa, Chordata, Actinopteri, Centrarchiformes, Centrarchidae. Gene Ontology annotation, biological process: proteolysis. The record is from RefSeq and is a predicted model, not a curated record.